GGACCCAACACCACGGCGAUAGGAUAAGAUCUACUAGGUACGAUACUACUAUUCACGACAGCUUGUCCGUACCUACAUAUUAAACGUCAUUGGACAGUACAAAAGGGUCUUGGAUCAUUUAAACCUUAACGACGCAUACACGAACCUCUCAAAAUCCAGUUUCCACAUUCCGCAUUCCGUACGCCAAUUUCUCUAACUCUCAGCCUUGUCGAUUUAUAUCUUCGGGAUCUUCGAGCGUGCGACAACGAUAUCGAGUCGCGACCCCUCUCUCUUUAGAUCCAGUGGCGCCUUUGUAGGUGACGAUGAGUCGAGAUGAACACGGAAAUAAUACAAUGGAACAAGAACUUGCGCCCGAGCCGAAUAGUUCGGGUCUUCAACAUCGCCAAAGCGCAAUAGGGAACGCGAUCGUAAACGCCAAUGCUCAGUCGCCCAAUACGCAAUAUCGAAGCCGACCGGUCACAGUAGCUGUUGAUCCCGUAUCCCUAGUUAUAUCAGAAUGCAUUUCGGUUACCUCUGCUAUGCGAAAGCAUGCUCGGUGGGCGGGCUCAUCGGUAUCUUCCAUCCUCGGAGGCAAUCCGAAUCCCGUCCAGCUAGGUCCGCCUAGUCCUCUCCUACGGCCGGGUAGUAAAAGCUCUACAGCUAGCUUCGGAGCAGAUAGUGCCCAGGACUUUGGAGUCGCGAAUAGGUGGGGCUUGCGUGGGAAGAAAGGGAAGAGCUUUCAGGACAAUCCUCUGAUGGCUGGCUUUGGUCGUCUGCGCCAUGAAUUAUCGAGUUGUAAAGAUAUACACGACUUCGAUGCCCCCGCACUCCUAAACCCAUUCCUCCAAGUGAUCCAGGCUUCCUCGACCUCCGCCCCCAUAACCAUACUUGCACUAAAAGCGAUCCGAAAGUUCCUCUCCUACGGGUUCAUUAGCCCCGGCUCGCCACGAUUCCCUCUUGCCAUGCAAUCGUUGUCGACGGCAAUAACACACUGUCGCUUCGAGGCCAGCGAUUCUGCCCAAGAUGAGGUUGUACUGCUUAUGAUCUUGCACCUCAUGGAGGAUAUGCUCUCUGGUCCGGGCGGCGCAUUACUAAGCGAUGAAAGCGUUUGUGAAAUGAUGGAGACUGGCCUAACUAUGUGCUGCCAGUCACGUCUAUCCGAGCUUCUCCGUAGGACAGCCGAAGCGGCUAUGGUCCGUAUGUGUCAGAUCAUCUUUGAACACCUCAAACAUCUGGAAGUUGAAGCUGGCGACGACUUACAGGCCCUGGAUAACCAGGCCAAUGGGGACAUGGAAGGCGUUAAAAUGAUUCCGUCCACCAAUGGUAACGAUGUUAUUGCGUCUUCAGACGCCCCCACGACUAAUGAGCCACGAGAAUCAUCAUCUGGAUCCGAGAAUACCGCUCAUGAAGUGGAGGAUAGAUCGAGGAGGGAGUCCGAGGAAUCUGAUGAUGACACGGAAAUUAAACCUUAUUCAUUGCCGUCUAUGAAAGAACUCUUUAGGGUUCUCGUAGAUCUCUUGGAUCCUCACGACAAACAGCAAGGCGACACGAUGAGGGUCAUGGCAUUGCGCAUUAUUCAUGUUGCAUUGGAAGUUGCUGGACCUUCCAUAGCAAGACAUCCAGCCUUAGCUUUGGUCGCUGAAGAUCGUUUAUGCCGACAUCUGUUUCAGCUCGUCCGAUCUGAUAACAUGGCUAUUCUCCAAGAAUCACUUAUCGUGGCCGGGACACUACUUGAGACAUGUAGAGGUGUUUUGAAACUUCAGCAGGAGCUUUUCCUAUCCUACCUCAUCGCAUGUUUACAUCCACCAGUUGAAAUACCACGUGAACCUAAUAUCGACCCUUCACUUUAUGAUGGUAUCCCUCAAAGGCCGAGCGGUGUAAAACCUCCCCCAUCUCAAGCAGGUAGUGGGCGAUCAACACCAGUUCCGGUGAAAGACCGGCAGAAGCUGGGCAUGGAAGGUGGUGCUCGCAAACCGGAUGCUCGACAAGCAAUGGUUGAAAGUGUCGGCGCUCUGACUCGAAUGCCGGCUUUCCUAGUUGAGUUAUUUGUGAACUACGAUUCGGACGCAAACCGUGGUAACUUAUGUGAAGAUAUGAUCGGGUUACUUUCGAGGAGCGCCUUACCCGAUUCUGCGACCUGGAGUACAACUAGCGUCCCUCCACUGUGUUUGGAUGCUCUUCUUGGGUUUGUCCAAUCCAUAGCUGAGCGUCUAGACGAUGAGCCAUUUUCUGAUGGAUUGCCUGAUCAAACGACGUUACGAGAUGCAAGACGAAGGAAGAAGAUAAUUGUCAAGGGCGCCACUAAGUUUAAUGAGAAACCGAAAGAGGGAUUAGGAUAUCUCAAGGAACAGGGAAUCAUCGGUGAUGACGCUGCGUCGGUCGCGAAAUUUCUCAGAAGUACAUCACGAAUCUCCAAGGCUGUUCUUGGUGAAUUCCUCGCGAAAAGGGGUAACGAUGAGUACCUAGAGGCGUUUUUGGAUCUAUUCGACUUUUCUGGUAAGCGGGUCGAUGAAGCAGUUCGACUUCUUCUCGAGAGCUUCCGGCUUCCAGGCGAGUCGCCGCUUAUCGAGCGAAUAGUGACUACCUUCGCGGGGAAGUAUUUCGCAUCUUCGGGCUGUGAUAUUGUAAAAAGCGAAGAUGCAGUGUUCAUUCUUACAUAUGCAAUCAUUAUGCUCAAUGUUGAUCAACACAGCCCGAAGCUCAAAGGCAAACAGCGUAUGGAACUAGAAGACUUCGCGCGCAAUUUACGGGGCGUCAAUGCUUCGGAAGACUUCCCCCCUGAUUUCCUUGCCGCCACUUUCGAAGCAAUUAAAGUCAAUGAGAUCAUUCUCCCCGAUGAGCAUGAUAAUAGACAUGCGUUUGAUUACGCAUGGAGGGAGCUUUUGCUCAAGACUGAAUCUGCAGGGCCGUUAGUCCUUUGCGAUACCAAUAUCUACGACGCAGAUAUGUUUGCCGCUACCUGGAAGCCAAUCGUCUCGACAUUGUCUUAUGUGUUCAUGUCGGCCACCGACGAUGCGGUGUUUUCCCGGGUUGUCACUGGAUUCGAUCAGUGUGCUCAGAUUGCUUCCAGAUAUGGCGUUGCGGAUGCGCUAGACCGUAUCAUUCAGAACCUCAGCUACAUGACUGCCUUAGAUGAGGAUGAGUUGGCAAAGACUGGUCUGAACACGGAAGUUAAGGUAUCAGAUGAUAGUGACACCGUUAUGGUUAGCCAACUCGCCGUUAAGCUCGGCAGAGACUUCAAAGCGCAGCUCGCUACUCUCGUCCUCUUCCGUGUUGUGAAGGGCAGUGAACAUGUUAUUCAUCAUGGAUGGGAAUAUAUUAUCCGUAUCUGGUUGAAACUAUUCGUUAACGCCCUCAUUCCAUCGUUCUUUAAUGGCGACGAAGCAUUGAACUUUCCCAAAAUUCCUCUCCAUACACCAUCUCAGGUCAUCGACAGAGCGACGAAAACCACCGACGCGAGUUUAUUUUCAGCAUUAACCUCGUAUAUCUCCAGUUAUGCAGCCGACGACCCACCAGAACCAUCAUCCGAAGAGGUUGAGAGUUCAUUGAGUACAGCCGAUUGUAUCAAAGCCUGUGACCUAGAAAGCGUCUUUUCAAAUAUUGCGGCUCUUCCAGCCAACUCCCUAGCUCCACUCGUCGAAGCCUUAUUAAACGAACUACCUGAUGAUGAAAGCUCAACUGUUCCCGUUAUCACAGUUAAGCAAGAGAGCUUGCCGUCAUCGCCUUCUACCUCUAAACCUGCGUCUGGGAGACGAACCUAUGACCCCGCGGUCGUAUAUAUCCUUGAAUUCUGCUCGGUUCUUGCAUUGAGGGACGACGAAACCGUUGGACUGCUCGGCAAAGCAGUUGCAGAAGCUCUUCAGAUGAUUCUGCGCGAUUCUCCUCAACACCACCCCAUCCUUGUUUCGCGGGCGGUUUUCUAUCAGUUUAGCAUAUUAAAGGCUAGUUAUGAUCAUGACUUUGUACGAGCACCGGUCCUUCUACACGCUAUAUCCAGCUUCCCACCGGAAACUCUCUCAAAAACUUCGCAGUUAGUUCUGCAAGGAUUGAAAAUCUGUAUCGAACAACCAGGUCCUCUACGGAGCGAAAUCAUGACAUCACCUGAUUUUUGGGUUAUUCUACGCACUCUUGCUAGCAGCUCUAAUGCUUCUCCGACCGUCUUCGAGAUACUUGAGGGAGGAGUAUCGGGCUCGCCGUCUGCAAUAAUCGCGGAUAACUAUGAAGCUGCUAUCGCCUUGCUAAAUGAGUACGCCAACGCCGCUAAAAUCGGCGCUGCUGUUGAGCAGAAGGGUGAGAAAAGGCAGAGAAACGCUCGGCCACCUAAGAAAGAGGCCAGUGAUAAUGCUGUAGUCUCACGAGGCGUGAAAGCUAUCAAUCUCAUUUCUAGCAUGACAGCUCGUAUUCCUCAUUUGAUGAAACAGUCACACCUUGAGAAUAGUGAGGCCUGGUCGGCAUAUUGGUUACCUAUUUUUCAAGCUUUAACGGCACAGUGUACCAACCCGUGCCGCGAAGUGCGAUCCUUGGCAUUCUCGUCUCUUCAGAGGUCACUUUUGUCUCCCGAGUUAACCUGUAGCGACCACAAGGAAUGGACUGCUAUUUUCGGAGAGGUCCUGUUCCCUCUAAUCUUACGACUCCUAAAACCAGAAGUAUACUCAUCAGAUCGGGAUGGCAUGAGUGAAACGAGAGUACAGGCAGCCUCGCUUCUAUGCAAGACAUUCCUGCAAUACCUUGUGCUUCUCUCCAAAUGGGAUGGUAUGCUAGAUCUAUGGCUCAAAAUCAUCGACAUCAUGGAUAGGUUGAUGAAUAGCGGACAAGGUGAUAGUCUUGAGGAGGCUGUCCCCGAGAAUCUGAAAAACGUACUCCUAUUUAUGGCUAGCAGUGGGUACCUUGUUCCGCCGAGCAAAGAUCCCUCGCAGGAGAAACUGUGGGUAGAAACAUGGAAACGCAUUGAUCGUUUUCUACCUGAUUUGCGUACCGAAUUAGCAUUAGAAGAGCCGGAGGCGGUGCAGGAAGAGCAACCGCCACAAGUGGAACAACCAGUUGAGCCAGUUGAGCAGCAAGUAGAUAAGAAAAGCAUUGUUCAGGAGGAGGUUGCAGCAACUUGAUAGUCGACAAGGAGACGUGGUAUGUGUGUACCCUUUGUGGAUGGGAGCUAUUACAAGUUUUACGAUAUCAUAGACAGUACGUGCAGUGCGAAUAGAGAUGGGGCUGCCUUAGUUGUGUGGAUUGUAUAAUAGAGAGAGUUGAAGAGGGGCGGCCCCUGGAGUGCAAAAUACCUAUAUACCUAACUUAUUCCCUAAUAAAAUGGCGACGACAUUAUGCGAAAAUAGGGAAAACGGCGUAAAAGUAGGGAUUAAUAAUUGCUUACCUAACGUUUCUUGUUUUCCUAAUGGAAAAUUCUUAC
Molecule: messenger RNA, 5383 nt
Organism: Annulohypoxylon maeteangense
Lineage: Eukaryota; Fungi; Ascomycota; Sordariomycetes; Xylariales; Hypoxylaceae
Exons: 7
Coding region: 303-5084 (1593 amino acids)
Biological process (GO): regulation of ARF protein signal transduction
Molecular function (GO): guanyl-nucleotide exchange factor activity
Source: RefSeq, a predicted model, not a curated record